GGAGAGUUGAGGGCUAUUUGGUCGGACUUCGGAGUCGUGUUGCGGCUAGGGUUUUUGCUCGCCUGCAUCUCUCUCUUUCUCCCUCUCGCGCACUCCGAAACCCUAUCUUUGCCGCCCCCCAUCGAGGGGUACCGCCGCAAAUCUAGGGUUCCAUGGAGAUCGUCCCGCCGGCGUUGGCGUUCUUUUAGUUCUAGGUUCUCUCGAGACAGUCCGUUCCCCGCGCGUGAGGCUUCGCUUGGCACUGAUGGCCACCGUCAACCCCUUCGAUCUCCUCGGCGAUGACGACAGCGAGGAUUUUUCACAGCUCCUCGCAUCCCAGCAGCAGAAAAUCGCCUCGAUGAAGGCCGCUGCGCCUCCCGCCGCCGCCGCUGCUGCCCGAGCGCCGGCGAAGCUUCCCACCAAGCCUCUUCCUCCCGCACAAACCGUGAGGGAGGCAAGGGAAGUGAGGAAUAACACUGGAGCAGUUCGUGGUGGCGCUCUCCGUGGUGGGUUUGCGCGUGGUAGGGGUGGACGAGGGGGUGGGAUGGGUCAAAAUCGUGAUUUUGUAAAUGGGAGUGUCGGUGGAGCAUCACGGGGUUAUGACGUUGCCGAUGGUGCUGGAGGAGGUGAAGAUGCAGACUCUGCUAGGGAGAGGGAACGAGCACCCCGACAGCCAUUCAGUGGAGGUCGUGGUGGUGGCUAUGGGGGACGUGGUGGAUACGGUAAUGGGGAGGCUGGAGGGGACUCUGAACGGCCCCCACGGAGGAUCUAUGAACGGCGGAGUGGUACAGGCCGUGGGUAUGAGACGAAACGCAAUGGUGCAGGCCGCGGGAAUUGGGGAAGUGCCACUGAUGAGACUGUUGCACAGGAGAAGGAGGAGACUCUUAACACCGAUGAUAAAACUGUUGCAACUGAGAAGCAGGUGGAGCUGGAUGGAGUGCCAUCAUCUGAAGUGAAUAAAGACAACAAGGAGGGUGCAACAAAUGAGACAGAAGAGAAGGAAGAGGAUAAGGAGAUGACACUGGAGGAGUAUGAGAAACUGAGGGAGGAGAAAAGGAAAGCCUUACUUGCACUGAAGAAUGAAGAAAGGAAGGUUGAAAUUGAUGAGGAAUUGCAGUCCAUGAAGCAACUCUCGGUGAAGAAAGGAAAUGAUGAUGUUUUUGUUAAGUUGGGUUCGGAUAAGGACACAGGAAAAAAGAAAGAAAAUGCUGAUCGGGAUGAAAGGAGCAAAAAGUCCAUGCGCAUCACUGAGUUUCUGAAGCCGGCUGAAGGAGAGCGAUACUAUAGUCCAGGUGGCCGUGGUCGUGGGAGGGGACGAGGUGGCCGUGGACAAUACGGAGGUGGUUUUGGUGGUGGGGUUUCAACUUUCCCAGCUGCUGCUCCAUCAAUCGAGGAUCCUGGGCAGUUCCCUACUCUUGGUGGGAAGUAAGAGGGAUGAACGUCGCUCCCAUCAGUACAUCUCCACUAUUCUUAUUCUCAGUCAGUUUCUGAUUCAUGGAUCGUGAGAAUUCAGUACAAUAAUUGAUGCAUCCAGUUUUUUUGUUUUACUUUUCUGAUGUUAUGUAUGCGUGAGCCAUGAGUCGUCAAAGUUAUUACUGAUGAUGUCCAGGGCCUUCGUUAAUUGCUAUGAACUGCCCACCUCGAUUUUGUCAUUCUUGGAUUUCUGAAUUAAACUUUCUUAAUCUUCUGAA
Molecule: messenger RNA, 1670 nt
Organism: Musa acuminata subsp. malaccensis (wild Malaysian banana)
Lineage: Eukaryota; Viridiplantae; Streptophyta; Magnoliopsida; Zingiberales; Musaceae
Product: RGG repeats nuclear RNA binding protein A
Cellular component (GO): nucleus; cytoplasm
Molecular function (GO): RNA binding
Source: RefSeq, a predicted model, not a curated record